Messenger RNA from Nerophis lumbriciformis (worm pipefish), 1077 nucleotides. Lineage: Eukaryota; Metazoa; Chordata; Actinopteri; Syngnathiformes; Syngnathidae. The record is from RefSeq and is a predicted model, not a curated record.
AUGUCAGAAGAUUUUCUACAGCGACUCGGCACCUUGAUCGCAAGCGCAAAGCACAUCGUCCAACUUCCCCGAUUUUCCAACCUGUUGUCUCCCUCCCUGCCGCUGCCCCGACCCACCGUGGUUUCCUCUCAAGUCCCCAGCUUGUUUCGGGAACCUUACAUCUUGUCUGGGUACCGUCCUGUCUACCAGAAGUGGCACUGUUACCUCUUCAGCCUCUUCCAGAGACACAACGAAUCCCUCAAUGUGUGGACACACUUGCUAGCGGCCUUUGUGCUUCUACGCUGCUGGUGGGCUAACACAGGCGCCGUAGCGUACACCUUAACAUUAGCCUCACUGCCUUUAUGCCUCUUUUUUGUGUCUUCGCUUAUGUAUUUGUUCCUCAGUGCUGCAGCCCACCUCUUUCAGUCUCACUCUGAGCACGCGCAUUACUUCUUGUUUUUCAUGGACUAUGUGGGUGUGGCUGUUUAUCAGUACGGAUGCUCCCUUGGACAUUAUUUUUACGCGUCCGAGCCAGCGUGGAGAAGCAGCUGCUUUGGCUCUCUGUUCCUGCCUGGAGCUGCUUUUUUAGGGUGGCUGUCCUGCGCUGGCUGCUGUUUCGCAAAAUCCAGAUAUCGGCGGCCGUAUCCAGUGGGUCGUAAAAUCUGUCAGCUGAUCCCCACCACACUAGCUUAUCUGCUGGACAUUAGUCCUGUAAUACACAGGCUGUCAACUGCAACCUGGACUCAGGACCCCGCGCUGCCCUUCUACGCCCUUCAGAUCGUCUCAUUCCUUUUGAGCGCCAUUUUCUUCUCCUGUCCGAUACCUGAGCGCUUUUUUCCAGGCCGGUGUGACUUUCUGGGCCAAGGACACCAGAUUUUUCACCUAUUUUUGUCUCUGUGCACACUGUUUCAACUGGAAGCUUUCUUCCAUGACUAUGUUAGGCGGAGGGAUACCAUAGUGGAGACAUUUGGUGAGAGCCAGUUGUGGUGUGCCACUAUAUCUUUCCCCACCCUGUUCUUGUGCUGCAUUUUGACAGCACUUUUAACAAUGAGGCACAAACACAAACAACUGCAAGGUGAAAAUAAGAGAGACAAUUAA